CUGAAUCACUAGGUGAUCACUGAAUCGGCUGUCUUACUGACUCACUAUGUGUUCACUGAAUCAUCUGUCUUUCCGAAUCACUCUGUGAUCACUGAAUCGGCUGUCUUCCUGAAUCACUAGGUGUAAAGUGGCCACUUAAGUCACAUUCUGUGUAUUUUAAUGCAGAAAGCUCUGAAACUCUGAAGCUGAAACUACGGUGCUAUUUAAGCAAGGAAAAAAAAGCCAGUAUUCCACAUUACUGUGUUCAUCUUUCACACAGCAUCAUGGAGAAGAUUACAGAGAGAGUACUACUAGAGAAAGGCUUACCUAAAACAGACAAACUGGAGAAAAUUACCAGUAUAAAUCUCUCACGUAUGGGAUUAAAGAAUAAAGAUCUCCCUGUGGCCUUGUUGAAUAAGCUCUCUGCGCUGGAGGAGUUAGAUCUUUCUGGAAACAUGCUACAGAAGCUCCCAGACGGACUCUCCCUUCCCUGCAUGCGUCUCCUAAACUUCUCCAACAACGACAUGGAGGACGUGACCUCGCUGAAGGUUCUGUCUGGACUGGAGGAGUUGCGGUUGGAUGACAAUCUCUAUCUUACUGUCAGCGAUGAGCACAAAGUAAUGUUCCUCUUACCCAAGCUGAAGAUCCUGAACGGGAAGGACAUCGGUUCGACAGCCAACCACAUCCGUUACGUGAACAGUGAGAUUCUCAGGAAGCGGGUGGUUGUAGUGUGGGAGAAGAACUUCAGUCUCCCUGAUCCAGCAACUUCACAAAGCUUGAAUGAUCUUGAGAAGAAAUUUGUAAAUGCAGCAUGCUUUCAAGUCAAAUACGGCCCCAGCUCUUUAAACGACUAUACCAAAUGGAGGGUUGAGAUGAUUGCAAAAGAAUAUCUCAAAUCGCUGACUGAUCCAGAAAAGUAUGCGGAAGACUUGACAGCAGAGACUCCUGUAAAAGAGAAUGGGUCUCCCCUCAAGAGAAAUAAUCUUCACCCUGAAGAAAACUGCGGUUCCACAACCUCCCGAAAGAGAAGGACGAUAAACCAAGCAGCGGCGCCAGAGGCCAGUCCACGCAAAUCAAGCCGAGUAGCCAGCACAGCUUCAGUCGAUGAGAGCCCGAGAAAAUCCACCCGGUUACAGGGGACACCUCAGAAAUCUGAUCCGAGCAUCUUGAGCCCAAAGUGCAUGAAAACAAACACUCCCGAGGCAAGUCAGAGAAAAUCCAGUCGACUGCAAAACACCCCAAAAAAAGCAACGAUGACACCUGUGGCAGUGACGCCUACCGCAAAGGGAGCGAAAAAAAAUCUCAAAGUUCAGCUUGCGACUCCGCAAGCAUGCAGCUCAACCAAGACAGAAAACAGAGCGACCUGGAAAGCGACUAAACACCAAGUUCCAAAGGAGCCAGCCGUUCUACAGCCUCUUCACGUCCUGCAGUGUCACAGUAAACAGGACAGUCCAGAUGAUUUCAGCACCCAGCUGUGGGCCUGCGCGUUCGAGCCAACUCACAACGACAAUGCAGGUGCCUGGUCACAAUCAGUAGCCACUUGUGGGGGUGAGACCUUGUGUCUGAUAGACUGUGAGUCUGGUCACGUGCUGAAAAAAUACAAGGUCCCUGGUGAGGAGUUCUUUUCUCUGGCCUGGAGCACAGUGUUAAUGGCACGUGAAGGAGGCUGUGCUCGAUCCUGCAGCAUCCUCGCCGCAGGAGGGAAGAGGGGCAUGGUGAAGCUUAUCCACCCCAGAGCCAACCUGGCAUACGGCGAGUUUCGCGCCAGUCGUCGAGCCAUUUCGGUACUACGCUUCAGCCCGUGGCAAACCAGCUUCCUGUUCAGUGGCUCAUAUGAUAACAAGAUCAUCAUGUGGGACAUUGGUGGGCUGGACCGAGACUACAACUUCAAAACCAGUCAGCUGAUUGUAAUGGAGACCUGUUCAACUCCUCUGCAUCUCUGCCUGCCACCCUGUUCCCCAGACACGUACCUAAUCUCAGGCUGUGACAACGGGCUUUACAGCUUCGACAUCCAGCUCAACAAGAACAUGCAGAAGAGGGCGGAGGAGAUGGAGAUUGUGUUUCCUGUGUACAAGAAGAGCAAUAAGAACAAUAACUACCGCACUAUUGAUGGACUCAGCUUCCUUACAGAAGACAUAGUAGCAUCCAAGAGCCACAUGCAGGGAUCGAUCUACUUGUGGAGUUGGAGUGGUACGAGGGCAUUGACCAAAGGGAGGAAAACAGAGGUGCCUGCUGUGAUCCUGGCUGAACUGCAGUGGUCCAACACAGACAUCCCGUACCUGUCUCUAAACACCUGCCCUGGCUUUGGCUACGUCGUGUGCGGAGAUGAGAAAGGCAGACUGUGGACGUAUCACGUCACAGAACUUGCGAAGGCCGACUUCAGGAAUGGAAAAGCAGUUCCCGCAACAGAGGUACUGGAGUGGCCAUGUCCAGUUCGAAGCGGAGCAAUCCCAGUCGACGGGCCGUCCAUUAACAAUGUUGCCAUGGAUCCCGAGCUUCGUUAUUUGGUUGCAUUAAGUGACAAGAACAUGGUGGUGGUUUGGAAACGAGCAUCUGUCUCAUGAAGUGAUCCAGUUUUAUGCCCAUUCCAUUUUUCAGGAAGUGCUUCAGACGCUCCAAAGCAAGAACUACAUGAUCAGUUCUUGCACAGAUGUAGUUGAAUCUUUGUCCAGAUAAUGAGCAUUGAUGAGACUCAGAGACUGAUUACUACUGGACUGCUGCUAUCAGUGCAUGAGUCUUAGAGAAAAAUAAGAAAAGUGAUUUAUUCUGAAGGAUUUGUUGGUUUGAUAUUAAUAAUUGAAAUGUUUUUUUUAGUUUUUAAUUGUUUUAAUUUUUUUUUAAGUUCAAGUACUGUGUUUUGUUUGUAUAAAAAAUAAUACAUAUGUAAUGAUGUAAAUUGUGUUUCCCUCAAAUGGGAAAUAAAAAAUGUUACACAUGUACAACAUUUUUAUUGUAACAUUAAAUCACAUGCAUGCUUGCAAAUCUA
This is a messenger RNA of Tachysurus fulvidraco (yellow catfish), 2965 nucleotides long. It is a transcript of the gene lrwd1, whose product is annotated as leucine-rich repeats and WD repeat domain containing 1. Gene Ontology annotation, biological process: establishment of protein localization to chromatin; chromatin organization. The transcript has 15 exons. The coding region runs from base 264 to 2543 and encodes 759 amino acids. The record is from RefSeq and is a predicted model, not a curated record. Lineage: Eukaryota; Metazoa; Chordata; Actinopteri; Siluriformes; Bagridae. Gene Ontology annotation, molecular function: chromatin binding; protein binding. Gene Ontology annotation, cellular component: nuclear origin of replication recognition complex.